AUGCUGCGAGCGCUGCGCGGAGGGCCGUGGUGCGUGCGGCCCCCGCGGUGCGUCGCGCGGGGCGUCGUGACCGAGGCGCGCAAGGUGCCCCAGCGCUGGGCGCCGCUUGCGCUGCGCCUUUUUGAUGCGGCCCAGACGCCGACGCUGAAUGCGCACGCCGCCGAAGCGAUAUGCACGUCCGUGGUGCAGGAUACCCAGCUGCAGGCCGAGCGCACGAGGGACGCGCCGCUGUCCCGCGAUAGUCUCCAUGGAAAUAUGCUCCGUGCGCUGCUUACCAUGAAAGCAGGGAGCGUCAAACGCGACGUGCUCGUCUCGGAGAUGCUGCGUGCGAUGUGGACGAACGAGGUGCCGCUCGCGCCGCAGGUCCUCGCGCACGUCGCCAUGCUCAGCGGCGUGCGCGGCAUGCAGCGCACGCGCGCGCUACUCCACCGCCACGUCCUUGGGCACGGCGCGGACGAGGCCGUGUGGCGCGCCUUGAUCGACGCGCACGCGAUGCGCGGCGACUGGGCGCGUGUCGACGAGGCGCUCGCCGUAGUGACCGAGCGGGGCAUGCACUUUGCGCUGGACGCGUACCGCUACGCAUUUAUACGCAUGCAGCGCGACACGCCGACGGCGGCGCUGCCGGCCGCCGUGCACAGUAUGAUCCAGCAGAUGCGCGACGACGGCGUGACGCUCGACGAUGCCGUGCUCGUGGAGCUCAUACGCGCGCUGGUCGCGCCGGUGCAGCGUGCGCACGCUGCGCGGGCGACACGCGCGGAGCUGGUGCGCCUCGCCGCGCCGGCCCACGCGCUGCUCGACGGAUUCUUUCGGUGGCUGUGUGCGCUGGAGGAGCCCGCGCACCUGCGCCCCUACCGCCACGGGCUCGCGGCGCUGCUCCUCGCGCAGAUGGACACGGUCGCUGCGUGGCAGCCUGCGCGGGGCACGCAGCCCCAUUCGUCGAUCCACGCACGCCUCGGCCGCGUGGCCGAGGUGCUGCGCGGCCCCGACGGCCUCUACGAGAGCGUCCGCAUCCAGAUCGACGCGGCGAGCGGCCCGAUGGACGCGGCGCUUGCGCGCCUCGCCGUGUGGAUCGCCAGCGCGCCAAAUGCCGACGCGGCACGCCUGCAGCGCAAGACGGUCCUUGCGCUCUUUUCGCGGGCGUGCCGCAUGGUACCGACACGCCGCCUCGCGGUGCUUUUGCACCUGAUGCGCAUUGCCUCGCGCCCUGCGCUCUGGACCGGCGUCGCGUCGAAAGCGCUGCCCCGCCUCUGGCAGCGCCUCUUGCAUCUAUGGGCACGCAGCUCCCCUGAGCAGCGCCUACACACUGCCUCGACGCACACCGGCUGGCCCGCACUGAGCAUCGCCCUCCCGCUGCUGGAGAGUGCCGCGGCGAGCGUCGCGGCGCCCCAGUCGAGCUGGGCGGCGGUCGUCGACCACCCCCGGCGGUGCCGCGCGAUGGUGUGGGCGGCGUGCUGCGCCGAGCCUCUUGGCGACACCGAGUCCCGCCUCCUCCAGCUCGACCAACUCUUUGUGCGCCUGCACGCGCCCCCCCGCGUCCGGCGGUGGGCGGAAAGCGCGGCGCACGACGCAAAAAGCGCGCGGCGCGCGCUUCCAUAG
Molecule: messenger RNA, 1596 nt
Organism: Malassezia japonica
Lineage: Eukaryota; Fungi; Basidiomycota; Malasseziomycetes; Malasseziales; Malasseziaceae
Exons: 1
Coding region: 1-1596 (531 amino acids)
Source: RefSeq, a predicted model, not a curated record